This is a messenger RNA of Mollisia scopiformis, 741 nucleotides long. Its product is annotated as trafficking protein particle complex subunit 6B. NCBI's taxonomy places the organism in Eukaryota, Fungi, Ascomycota, Leotiomycetes, Helotiales, Mollisiaceae. Gene Ontology annotation, cellular component: cis-Golgi network; trans-Golgi network; TRAPP complex. Bases 52 to 741 code for a protein of 229 amino acids. The record is from RefSeq and is a predicted model, not a curated record. The transcript has 4 exons. Gene Ontology annotation, biological process: endoplasmic reticulum to Golgi vesicle-mediated transport; regulation of GTPase activity.
CAUGCAUUCCACCCAUUUCCCAAAAAAUCCUGCCUCAGAUCAUAUCCCAAGAUGUCCUUCGACUCACCCCUCCCACCAUAUAAUGCCUCCGACCCAACAGCAAUCUUCCUCAACUCCUCCUGUCUCGACCUCCUCAUGAUCGAGCUCGUACCCAUGGCCUACCGAAUCGUGAACGAAGUCGACGCCGGGACCGACGACCGAAUAGCGAUAUCCGCCGAGAAGAAAGACGGCGGAGGGACAGGGAGUGUUGGCAAAGGAAGCAGUACAACGAAUGGCGCAAGCGGGACCUCGAAUGGACAUGGUGGACCUGGAAGGAAGAUGGACGAGGAUGAGGAGCGAGAUGCUGUGUUUUUUAGGUUGGAGAUGUUGGGGUAUAGGGUGGGACAGGGCCUGGUUGAGAGAUUCUCAAGAGAUAGACCACGGUUUACAGAUACACUGGACGUUAUCAAAUUUCUGUGUAAAGAUUUGUGGAUGCUAGUUUUCAGGAAACAGAUUGAUAAUCUGAAAACGAAUCAUAGGGGAGUCUAUGUCCUGACAGAUAAUUCGUUUCGGCCGUUCGCACGCAUGAGUACUGAGGCUGGUGGACAAGCGGUAGUUCGGGCUCAACCUUUUCUGUGGUUUCCUUGCGGUAUAAUACGUGGAGCUCUUGCAAGUAUGGGGAUCAAUGCAACAGUUCAAGCAGAAACCAGCGAAUUACCGGGAGCGACUUUCCAGAUCAAGAGUGUUACCACGAAACCUUAA